Prorocentrum cordatum is the source of this 498-nucleotide messenger RNA. The record is from the annotation of a GenBank genome assembly. Lineage: Eukaryota; Dinophyceae; Prorocentrales; Prorocentraceae.
AUGACGGAGUACAAGGAACGGGUGAAGUGGUACGUGGCAAGGCUCUCGUUUCGUGACAAGGCGGUUGCUGGCGCGAGGCUGGCAUCGGCGGUGACAAGAGAAGCCUGGAAGGCGCUCAAGGAGGUGUCGGACGAAGGCCAGGAGCUGCUGGAGAAGAAUGGCGGCCACAAGACACUGCUACAGUUCCUCGACGAGACGCUCAUGGACGAACCCAUCCUGGAAGCGGCCAAGUAUCUCAAGGAGUACCUCUUCACGCUGCGGCGGAAGAACAACGAAGGGAGGAAGGCCUACGCCCAGCGGAGUCGGAUCGUCGCCGACAAGCUGGACCAAAGUUUCAGGAGAAUAGAGGUGAAGGACCCGAGCUGCGAGCUGAAGCUGCAGAAGCGGUCCAGACCCGAGGAGAAGCUGGAGUCCGUGAAAGAGAAGAACGGCAUCCAGGGCGACGACGAUGACGACGGGAAGAGCUGGAAGGACGAGAACUGGAGAGGAAGCUGGUGA